Triticum dicoccoides is the source of this 1033-nucleotide messenger RNA. RefSeq lists its product as uncharacterized. The record is from RefSeq and is a predicted model, not a curated record. Bases 1 to 1032 code for a protein of 343 amino acids. Lineage: Eukaryota; Viridiplantae; Streptophyta; Magnoliopsida; Poales; Poaceae. The transcript is spliced from 5 exons.
AUGGCCUACAUCCACGGGCCGACCUCGCCGGAGCCGCCGCCCCGUCACCGGUCGGCCGCCGCGCCGCCGUCCGCCGCCGCUCCUCGGAUCUACAGCCCGCCCCGCAAGUCUCCGUCCAUCGACGCUCGCAGCAGCCGCCCAAAGUCCCCGUGGUGUUGUCUCCCCAUCUGCCGCCACUCCCUCCGUUGGUCGUCGCCGGCAGCCGCACGAAGUAGAGGUCCCGACGGGCCUAGCCACAAGAUCCACGGUAUAGAAGCCAUUCCCCCAGGUCAAGGUGGCACUGAUUGUUUGGCAUAUAUUUUAACUGGGUCUGCCGAAUGGACCGAUGAGAAUACUCGGAUUAUCGUGGAGUUGUUUGUGAAACAAGUGAAGGCUGGAAACAUGCCAAACACUCAUUUGACACCCAGUGCAUAUGAUGAGGUGGGAAAGGAGUUCUUGAUGAGAACUGGGCUUGAGUACACACCAAAGCAAGACCUUCCAGGUUGUGGCAAGUUCAAGAAGCAUGGACUCCGUAACGAAGAAGGCUUGCGCGUCUUGUUUGAGGAUAUCAGUGUUGAUGGCACUGACCAUUGGAACCCCGCAUCUGGUCUGCCUCCCCCCUCUAGUUCGGCAUUGAAAAUAGCCUUGAAUGUUGACGAAAUCGCCGAUCUUGAUUUGGAGGAUGAUAGUGAAGAGCAACCUUCUCCGACAGUAGCUAGUUCAUCUAAAGUGAGGCUUGGGGUCACGAUUCCAGAGAAGAACAAGAAAUCGAAGACUUCACAAGUGAUGCAAGAGGAGAUUAGAAAGAUUAGUUCUAUUGCCCAAGCUUCACACACAUCGUUUCAGUCUUUUCUACAGAAAGAUGAGACCAUUUCUGUUGCCUCUACCAUGGAUUUAGUUCGUGCUUGUGGUGCAACAGACGACACUGAUGAGCAUUUCAUUGCUACUGAGCUCUUUCUGAAGAGAGAGCAAAGAGAGAUGUUCUUGCACAUGACAUCCGACUCUCAAAAGGGUUGGUUGCGUAGGAGGUUUGACCUCAAGUAUGGGAACUAGU